Phytophthora nicotianae INRA-310 is the source of this 321-nucleotide messenger RNA. RefSeq lists its product as hypothetical. Lineage: Eukaryota; Oomycota; Peronosporomycetes; Peronosporales; Peronosporaceae. The transcript is spliced from 2 exons. Gene Ontology annotation, biological process: positive regulation of ribosomal protein gene transcription by RNA polymerase II. Gene Ontology annotation, molecular function: DNA-binding transcription factor activity, RNA polymerase II-specific; RNA polymerase II cis-regulatory region sequence-specific DNA binding. The record is from RefSeq and is a predicted model, not a curated record. Bases 1 to 321 code for a protein of 106 amino acids.
AUGGCGGGCCCGCUGUGCGAGCACUCGAAGAGCGCCUACAACGAGUCGCUACCUUCAACUUACAAUGUGUCGCGGAGCCUUAAAACAGUCAACCGCGCAUGGAGCCGUGGCGUGUAUGGCGGGCCCGCUGUGCGAGCACUCGAAGAGCGGUAUGGCUCCUCGUGGCGAAACUCGCCAGCAGAGAACCGUUUCUACUUCAGACGCAAACGAAUCAUCGAUAAAGUCAUUGUAGUUCCUCGCAUCCAGCAGAUUAGCAGCGAAAGUCGAAAUUUUAGAGAAACAUCGUCUCGAAUGCCACCUUACGCUAAAUGCACUGAGUGA